Molecule: messenger RNA, 586 nt
Organism: Papaver somniferum (opium poppy)
Lineage: Eukaryota; Viridiplantae; Streptophyta; Magnoliopsida; Ranunculales; Papaveraceae
Product: patatin-like protein 7
Exons: 3
Coding region: 19-339 (106 amino acids)
Source: RefSeq, a predicted model, not a curated record
CGUCUAUUCGAGUUAUGAAUGAAGUCAUAUCACUGCAAGGCGGAUGGGUCGAAUUCACGCAGUUCAGGGAUAAGUUUGGAUUCUGAUCCGAGUUCUAGAAACUCGAAGAUGCUUGUCGGACUUGGAGGAAAGAGGAUUGCACAACAGACCAAUUUCGAGAAAUUGGACUGGUUUGCUGGAGAACUGAUACUGGAACACCAAAGGAGAAGUUCCCGAAUAGCUCCAACGGUCGCAAGCAAGCUACCCCUCCUAGAGCUUAAAGAAAAUGCAGGAGGGGAGAAAAUAAGGGAAAAUUACGGGGUUGGUAAAACAUCUGCUUUUGCUUUACAGGAAGAUUGAAGGAUGGAGUGAGAGCAAUAGAUAUAAAGCAACUUAAAGUGUUUAUAUAAUCAAGAACUAAUUGUAAAAAAACAAAAUCUUCUUGAGAUGAUUUAUGUAAGUUGAUGAGAUUCCUUGUCCACCUAAAAAAGGAGGCUCAGUGCAGUAUGAAAUUAGAUUAUGUUUAUGUCCCCUCCACUCUUCACUAAAAAAAAUAAUACUGAAGAGUGAGACAGAGGAAGAGUGAAGAAGAUAUAUUGAGUGGAGU